Molecule: messenger RNA, 1197 nt
Organism: Paraphaeosphaeria sporulosa
Lineage: Eukaryota; Fungi; Ascomycota; Dothideomycetes; Pleosporales; Didymosphaeriaceae
Exons: 1
Molecular function (GO): hydrolase activity, acting on carbon-nitrogen (but not peptide) bonds
Source: RefSeq, a predicted model, not a curated record
CCACCAAGGACGGUGAUUGACCUGUCUCUGCCUCCAAGGGAGCGAUACAAAUCUCUCGCGCGUAGUCAAGCGGACAAAUUACGCUCUUUAGCAAGUCUCCUCGAUGAAUUGCUACUCGAUUACGGUGUCCCCUGGAGGUUGAUCAAACCUCUCCAUAUGUUAUCACAAGUUUUCUUACGCCAGGUUCGCAGCUCAGAAGAAACGGAAGAGUUGAAGGGCAUUGCCGAAGUGACAGGUCUUCCGAUGUACUUGUUAGUCGCUUUCAAUGUCCUCCUAGAUCUUCUUAUGGGCUGCACUUCUGGUGGCGUCCUCAGCCAAGAGGAUAGUCAACCUCGAUCGUCUGCGAAGAUGCUCCACUUUCGAACCCUGGACUGGACCAUGGAUCCCCUGAGAGAAGUCGUCGUCCAGCUCGACUUUAUCCGGAGCAAGUCGUCGCAACCGGACACCGUUCUUGCAUCGUCUAUAACAUACAUUGGUUUUGUUGGCGUCCUCACGGGCGUGAGACCAGGACUGAGUCUGUCGCUCAAUUUUCGAGCGGUCCACGAUGCUACAAGUACAAAAGAUCAAGUACGCUUCUAUCUUCAUCACCUGAUGGUAUUGCUUGGUCGUCGUCCUUCGAUAGCAAGCAUUUUGCGACAUCAUUUACUUGCAGAUUAUCGGUCCAUGGGAGUAGGACAGUCGGCCUUGGAGCUGGUUAUCGAUAAUAUCGCGAAACGACACACAACAGCUGCUUAUCUCAUAUUCAGCGAUGGCCAUUCUACAAUAACCAUGGAAAAGGACUAUAGCACAGCUUUGACCGACCGAUCUGACACCUUCAUCGUUCGGACGAACCACGAUUUAAACGAUCAUGGAGUGGAACCCAAGCCGAUUCCAGUGGUCACUGAAGAUGUGGAUAUUGUAAGAAGAGCGGUUCAUACUCUUGACGAAAUCUUAGAUGAGAGUCGUGAGAGGCUCGGAUGCAUUACGAAGCAAUAUGAGACGAAGAUGAAGAUGAACAGGGCAUCACAACGUCGGUCUGCUAGGGCCCUACGCCAGAAUUCAGCGCAGGUGGACAAGGAAGCCAAUCUCCUUCCGACACGCACAGAGAUCAUCCAGUGGUUGUGCACCUGGACAACCACGAACGAGAGUACACAUUAUUCUGUAGUCAUGGAUCCCAAAGCUGGAAAAGUGGUCUGGUGUAGAGUGUACCCUCGGCCG